Cyphellophora europaea CBS 101466 is the source of this 555-nucleotide messenger RNA. RefSeq lists its product as uncharacterized. The record is from RefSeq and is a predicted model, not a curated record. Gene Ontology annotation, molecular function: protein heterodimerization activity. The coding region runs from base 1 to 555 and encodes 184 amino acids. The transcript is spliced from 4 exons. Gene Ontology annotation, cellular component: CHRAC; nucleus. NCBI's taxonomy places the organism in Eukaryota, Fungi, Ascomycota, Eurotiomycetes, Chaetothyriales, Cyphellophoraceae.
AUGCCAUAUAACAACGCACCCAUCAGCCCUCCAGAAGAGAUCACUGGCACAUCCAAGGUUCCCCUUGCUCGGGUCAAGAAAAUCAUCGCCCAGGAUGAAGACAUUGCCCAGUGCUCUAAUUCGGCAGCGUUUGCUAUCUCUGUGGCUACGGAAAUUUUCUUGAGGUACCUGACAGAGCAAGCGCAUAACGUCGUCAAAUCCGAGCGGAAACCCCGCCGAAACAUCGCGUACAAGGACAUUGCCACUGCUGUCUCAAGAAUUGAUAAUCUAGAGUUUCUAUCCGACAUUGUUCCCAAGACGAAAACUUACCGUCAAUAUAAGGAAGACAAGGCCCAGGAAGAUGCGACCAAGGCCGCGGCGGCGGCUGUCAAUGGCAAUCGUCCCACAUCCAGCUCACGGAACAUUCAAGACAUGAUGCAGCAGCCUCAAACGAAUGGGAGCGGCGAGCAUAUGCCAAACGGCCAUCCUCAUAGCCCAAUCGCGGAUCGGACAAUUCGCCACUCACAUCCUGAUCCAGUGAGAGACCUCGACCGUGACGUGGACAUGACCGGCUGA